Molecule: messenger RNA, 963 nt
Organism: Raphanus sativus (radish)
Lineage: Eukaryota; Viridiplantae; Streptophyta; Magnoliopsida; Brassicales; Brassicaceae
Exons: 2
Coding region: 307-906 (199 amino acids)
Biological process (GO): proteolysis
Molecular function (GO): cysteine-type peptidase activity
Source: RefSeq, a predicted model, not a curated record
UACUUAGCGGUUACCAGUGCGGGAGUAGCAUACUUAAUCGUGCUCGAGAAGGUCAACUUUGUGGGGGUAGCUAUUAUGAUAUGUCGGUUGUUCGUGACAAGUAUGCUCGACUGUCCACACUACUUAAGAAACCUUGUUUUAUAAACGUUGGUGGACUCUCGGUUACCCAUAAAGACCUUAUUGAUAUAGCGGACAGAACUCGUUUGUUACCUGGCAAGGCAAGUUAUUAUUUUAAAACUGAUCUACGGAGAAGUGGAGUAUAUUUAUGACACCAGCUAACUGUAAAUUCAGGUCGUAGAUAUUCUUAUGAGGGUUGUCCGAUCCACCUUCGAUAAUCAUUGUAUCGGUAAAGUGGACAUAAGUGCUGCGUUUCUGGACAGUCGGUUUGCAGCAUUGUUGUGUAGGAACCAUGCAAAAUUCAAGAAGCAAAAGAAUAAGGGUGCUUUCCUAUUCAGCAAGAGUCUAGUAGAUGGGCUCGCUAAUAGCUGUCAGGCUUUUACCCCUGGAACCCGUUUUUACUUUCCAAUAUGCAUCAGAAAAGAGCACUGGAUAGGAUUAUGUCUGGAUUUCAGUGCAUCAAAGCUUUAUGUUUUUGAUUGCAACCCUGACUUAAACGAGGAUUCUGCACUUCGGCAAUCUCUUCUGCCUAUCUCAGAAAUGUUUCCUCUACUGGUAAAACAAUCUUCCAUAUCUAUUGCGGGUGUUGAUACUCCCCUGAUUGUAGAAAGGAUUCAAGGUGUUGCCAAGAAUGAAAACCCUGGCGAAGCGGCUAUCACAGCAACCCUCCUGAUUCAAACACAUUCCUUGUUUGGUUCUGACCCAUGCCGUGGGAUAACUCCGUCAAUUAUCACCGAUGAAGCACAUAGAGCGGCUGUUAUGAUAUACGAGUUUCAUGCCAAGUUGUAGGACGACUUUCUUUUUUACUGAGGAUCUAAUAUUAUAUGUUACUGCUAUGUAAUGCUU